This is a messenger RNA of Haliotis rufescens (red abalone), 3734 nucleotides long. RefSeq names its product E3 ubiquitin-protein ligase ZNF598-like. Lineage: Eukaryota; Metazoa; Mollusca; Gastropoda; Lepetellida; Haliotidae. Bases 185 to 3184 code for a protein of 999 amino acids. Gene Ontology annotation, molecular function: ribosome binding; ubiquitin protein ligase activity. Gene Ontology annotation, biological process: rescue of stalled cytosolic ribosome; protein ubiquitination. The transcript is spliced from 6 exons. The record is from RefSeq and is a predicted model, not a curated record.
CACAUUGCACAACUCCACGACAGGGACCGGAAAGUCAACCUAUAAAAAGUUUGUCAGAUGCUUUUGUAACACAUACCUGAGGAAUUAGAGAGACCUAGAUUUGCCACAUAUUAUUUCACUACGCAUCUUAUAGCGCGUUUAUAUUUAUUUUAUCACCUGAUUUGGGGAGUUGUUGGAAAACAAGAUGGAUACACAAGACAACACAUGUUCGGUUUGCCACGAGAAGAUUUCUGUUUUCGCCAUUGGGUUAUGUGAUCACCCUAUCUGUUUUAAGUGUUCCACGAGAAUGAGGGUACUGUGUGAACAAAUGUAUUGUGCCAUCUGUAGAACCGAUCUACCAGAGGUUCUGUUUGUGAAGACACAAGCCAAGUUCUCAAGCAUUGUUCGAAGAAACUUUAUCCGUCAACCAAAGUAUAAGAUCCUGUUUGAAGAUGAAAAUGUGGAGAAAACCUACCGCAAUUUGCAAGAGUACAAGUGUAAAGUCUGUAUGGACCGCCCUUCUGAAAAGACAUUCUAUGCCCUCAAGGAUCACAUGAGGAAGGAGCACACACUGUUUUGUUGUGACCUGUGUUUGAAACACCUGAAGCUUUUCUCCUUUGAGAGGAAAUUUUACAACCGUCGUGAUCUGGCCUCCCACCGACGUACAGGGGACGAAGAUGACAGAUCUUACAAAGGUCAUCCUCUUUGUCACUUCUGUGAUGAGCGCUACAUGGAUAAAGAUGAACUCCAUCGCCACUUGAGGAAAGACCACUACUUCUGUCACUUCUGCGAUGAACAGUCCAAUGAAUACUACAACGAUUAUGCAGACCUGAAGCAACAUUUCCGAGAAAGACACUAUAUGUGUGAGAUGGACCACUGCAUCGGUGUACAGUUCACCAACGUGUUCCGCUCAGAGAUUGACAUGAAGGCCCAUAUUGCCAAGGAGCACCAUCAGCGACUCAACAAGGCCCAGUACAAGGAGACCCGCACUCUGGACGUCAACUUCCAGCUGCCUCCACGGGCCAGAGGUCGAGACAGAGGUCGAGGAGUUGGUAGUGUGACAAGUGAGGACUAUGAAGAUACCUCCAGCAGAGGUCAAGGUCAAGGUCAAGGUCGUGGGUAUAGAGGAAGAGGUUAUCGUGGCCAGGAUUCAGGAAGGGAGCGUGAGGAGAGAGCACAGAUGGAGAGAGCCAGGGAAGCCUCCAUGCAGGAGUCGUUGAGGGCGACAGAGAAGGAGAUGAGAGAGGUGGAGAGGAAACGCCAUGAAGCCCAGGAAAUCGAGGCAGCAAGACUGGAGGAGGAACGGUUGAAGAUGGAGCUGAAAUCUAUAGAAAGAGACUUCCCGUCCUUGUCUGGCAAUGCCCCUGUUCCCUCCAUUGUCCCUGCAAAUGUAGGCAAAACUAACAAAAAACAGUCACAUGCCAAAGACCCUAAAUCACAGCCUAUGUCCAAUAGAAUAAAAGCUCCAGGUCGUCUCAACUCCACAGAGUAUCCUUCCCUAGGUGGUGGAUUGUCUAGUUCUUCGUCUCAGAAAAUGUCACAUUGUAAUUCCUCGGGGAGGGACUCGCCAGUACAGAACCCUGUUCAGACAAGUGUAGUUCCUUCAAGUAACAUUCAGACUGUUCCCCAGAGUGUUAUGGACUCCAUCAAGAAAAAUGACCAUGUUGUGCAAAAACGAAUGCCAAUGAAGACUUCCGAUGACUUUCCUUCAUUAGGUGGCGGAGUUAGUCGACCUAAGAAUGAUAGUAAUGUUAGUCUCAUGAGUUUAGGGGUGUGGUCUGGUAAAUCUAAGAAAAAUGAGAUACAGAUGGACACUACUACAAACAAUAAACCGCAACAGAGCGUUCCUACUUCACUUGCUUCAGUUGGGUUUAGUUUAUGUGAUCGUCCUUUCUCUGCUCCAGUUUCGAAGAAGUCACAGAAACUUAGUGCAAAAUCUAAAACUAGUAACAGUAACUCACAAUCUCAGAACACGGUGAAAGUGCCACCACCUAAAACUAGAGAUAAAGAACCUCCUCUUGCAAGUGCUGAUUCUUUUGAAGAUGUUUCGUCAAAGAAAAAUAAGAAAAAGAAAAAACAAAAUGAUCAGAAAGAACAGACAUUGGUUAAACCUGCCUCUGCUGAUUCGGGAAAGGACAAAAAGUCCAAAAAGUCGAAGAGUUCUGAUCCAGUGGCUAAAAUGUUCAGUGAACAGAAUGAUAGAGAUUCAGGGAUUGAGUCCUCGAGCGGGUCAGUUGAUGCAUCAACACCAUUUAAGGCAGAUGAAUAUCCAAGAUGUGCAUCUACAAAGACUGAGACGGUGACGGCUGCGGCUGUAGACAUGGUCCAGCCUGCAUCGACACCGUCCUACUCCUCCAACACUGGGGCUACAAAUGGUUCCUUGGAGGGUAUUGCUGUUGGUUUGCUUGGUGGGAACAUGGCUGUUGGUGCUUCAGGGACUGUCACAAAUGGCUUCAACAGUGAUCAGAAACAACCAGUUCUGGAUGAUUUCCCAGCUCUCAAUUCUCCUUCCUCCUUAGCCGCACCACCUCCAGGCUUCUCUAGUGCUAUCCCUCCAGGGUUCGGUGGCAAGAUAUUGGGUGCCAAGACGUCAGGUGCCAAGACGUCAGGUGCCAGACCCCCUCCCGGCUUUUCUUCUCAGUCCAGUGAUCAGAGCAGCAAGAAGAAAAAUGCUCCCCUUGCACCAGAGGUGGACAACUUUGUGUUUUCAAAACCCAAAAACUUUUCUGAGCGGAACAAGGAGCUUGUCCAGAAUGUGUCCAUCUUGUUGUGCAACGAUCACGACAAGUUUAACAAGUUCAAGGCCUACUCUGGGAGCUUCCGCCAAGGGUCUAUGAAUGCUGCGGAGUACUAUAAGAGUUGUCAGGAAUUGCUUGACCAGGAAAACUUUGACAUGAUUAUUCCUGAGCUGAUUGCUCUUCUGCCCGACAUCAGCAAGCAACAGGAGCUGCUGUCUGUCCACAGGGAGGCCUGCAAGUCUGAGCCCAGAUCCAGUGUUCUCAGGAUCAGUGGGAAGAGCACCAAAGCACCAUGGAGUUCCUCCCCCGAGUUCAAAUUGUGUCCGACUUGCCGGCAGGUUCUGCUUCAGAAAGACUUUGAUUGGCACAUUUCGGAGCAUGGUGGACCUGGGGAUUUCCCAUCUCUAGGAAAUAGGCCACCUCAUCCGAGCUUCCUCGGUCAAGGAUCUUACAUCAAGGCUAAGUGACCAGGACAUCAGAUAGAAGGAAUUGUUUCUAGUUGUUGCAGGUCCGACUGGUUCCUACACCACAACUGAGAGAUGUAUGCCCCGUCCGAUGUUCAGUGGUGGUCAGGUGUGUUCUGGAUGUGGUGAUUGGGGUAUAAAUACAAUUGCUUCAUCCCAUCCGUAGAUGAAACAGAAACUCCAGUGAAUCUUCCUGAAGAUGUGGAAUGUGAUUUCUUUUACAUUCAGGAGGAUUUUUUGUUCCAUGGUGUGAAGAUAAUGCUAUGCAGAUGAAAGAUAUUAGUUACGAUUAACACAACUUCUUUGCAGAGAGUAUAUCUAUUUUAUGUAACAGUUGACAUUGUCAGUCGCAGUGUGCAGUUUCCUGUACAAAUCAUCCAGCUUGUAGUUGAUAUUUUAUUCUGACUUGUGCCAUUAUUCUUAAUUUAGUAGGGGGCACGGGUGGCCCAGUCGUCUAAGGCGCCGCAAUUCGCUGUUCAGAGUUGCAUCCCUUGGACAUGCCAGAAACCUAUGAUUGUGGGUUUGAAUCCCGGUUCGCCCCGAUUAUGUUUCU